CCCACUGAAGUGGUGACAGCGCCCAGGGGCCCGUUGGGAGCAGCUACAUAAAGAGGAGUGUGUGAUUCCCUGAGGUCCAAGCACUCUCAGCUUCUCCGAGUCUGGACGCAAAAGUUUGUGCUGGUCAACAUGAACGUCGUCAGCCUCCUGUGCUGCCUCAGCCUGCUGCUGGUGGCAGCUGCCGCCCAGAAGCCCAAGCCCUGUGUUGUCCCACCUCUGAUGAGCGGAGGCUUCUCGUACAUGGGUGCCAAUGGUGCCGUCAUGUCCACCGGAAAGAUCAACUAUGACGCUUUUGGUGAGAGGAUGCGUGUCAGAAACUUUGGGAUGGCUGGCAAUCAGACUUUCACUGUGGACCAGCUGAUGCUUUUCAAGCAGAAAGUCUACUAUGAGAUUGACUGGAGCAGAUUCUCUUGCCAGAAGAAGAAGCUGGAUGCCAGCUUCAUUCCCAUGCAGGUCCCCGCUGAUGCUAAUCAUAUGGGUCAAGUGGUCAUAGGCUCCUCGUCUUCCUGGGGAAUGGGUGUGGCAGUUAACACUUGGUAUGGAGCUCUUCCACCUAACGGCAUGUACAUGCAUGUGUUCACUGAGGUUGGCUGCUUCCCCACCACCCUCAUGGCCUUCACACCAGAGUCUGGAUGGAACACCAUCAGCACCUACAACUGGGUACUGGGCACCACAGAUCCCAUGGACUUCCUUCCUCCUUUCUUCUGUGGCAAGUCUCAGCUGGACGAGACGGAGAAACCAGACACUUUCUUCACGGCUUUGGAGUCUCUGGCCAAGCAGUCCGCCAGCAAGCAGUAA
Messenger RNA from Myripristis murdjan (pinecone soldierfish), 798 nucleotides. RefSeq names its product ependymin-like. Gene Ontology annotation, biological process: cell-matrix adhesion. The coding region runs from base 130 to 798 and encodes 222 amino acids. Gene Ontology annotation, cellular component: extracellular region; lysosome. The record is from RefSeq and is a predicted model, not a curated record. The transcript has 6 exons. Lineage: Eukaryota; Metazoa; Chordata; Actinopteri; Holocentriformes; Holocentridae. Gene Ontology annotation, molecular function: calcium ion binding.